This is a messenger RNA of Vitis riparia (riverbank grape), 1683 nucleotides long. RefSeq lists its product as uncharacterized. Lineage: Eukaryota; Viridiplantae; Streptophyta; Magnoliopsida; Vitales; Vitaceae. Bases 490 to 1422 code for a protein of 310 amino acids. The record is from RefSeq and is a predicted model, not a curated record. The transcript has 3 exons.
CUUCUGAUCCUGCUUUCAUGCACAGGUGGGAGAGAUACUCAGAGUUCUAGAGAGAGAAAAUGAGGUGAAUUGUGGCUUCUGAUGACUCUCUGCGUCAAGCCCAGCUUAGCUCUUUUCUUUCUGCUUUCAAAUUCAGUCUGAUUUUCUCUUUACCGUCACUGUUUUCUCGGGAAAAUAUCAGAGGUGAUCGUAAACUCUUGCAUUUUUUUCAAUAAUUCCAGUUGUUUGAUGCUAUAAUUCUCUCCCUUUACUGUGAUAAUUUGCAAAGAAGAUACAUAAAUUAGGCUGUCUGGUUGUUGGGUUCUGUUUCUCUGUGGGUAAUUCUAGUGUUUUGAGCUCUUCAAAAUCUUGUUUUCUCUCCAAACUUUUCACAUCCCUCUGAAAAUUCUUCUGGGUGUUGCAGAAAAUUUGUUAUAAUAGUGAAUUUCUGCUAGAAAUAGGGAAGGGUCUUCGAUAGUUGCGAGAAUUCUCCAUUGAAUUGUCGAAAUCAUGUUGCAUACAAAAUCAGAGUCCGAUAUCACUAGUUUAGCCCCAUCUUCUCCUUCUAGGUCCCCCAAGAGGCCAGUGUACUAUGUACAAAGUCCUUCAAGGGACUCCCACGAUGGGGACAAGUCUUCAUCAAUGCACGCCACUCCAAUCUAUAAUAGUCCUAUGGAGUCUCCUUCACACCCUUCUUUUGGGCGCCACUCUAGGAACUCUUCUGCCAGUAGGUUUUCAGGGAUUUUCAGGUCUUCUUCAGGGAGGAAGGGGAGCAGGAAAAGGAAUGAUAAGGGGUGGCCUGAGUGUAAUGUGAUUGUGGAAGAGGGGAAUUAUGAUGAACUUGAGCACAAGGGGUUCUCUCGGCGGUUCCAGGCCUUGAUUGCUCUCACUAGUUUUGUUCUUCUCUUCACUGUCUUUUGCCUGAUUAUAUGGGGAGCAAGCAGGCCUUACAAAGCUGAGGUUACCGUGAAGAGCUUGACAGUGAACAAUAUCUAUGCUGGGGAGGGCUCAGACUCCACUGGGGUCCCAACAAAGAUGCUGACACUGAAUGGAUCAUUGAGGAUCAGUGUGUACAACCCUGCUACAUUGUUUGGCAUUCAUGUCAGCUCCACCCCCAUCAAUCUUGUCUACUCAGAGAUUGUUGUCGCAACUGGCCAGUUAAAGAAAUACUAUCAGCCCAGAAAGAGUCGAAGGACGGUGUCGGUGAUCCUGGAAGGAACCAAGGUCCCCCUAUACGGGGCUGGAUCGAGUUUAGCAGUCUCCAACAACAACAAUGUGGUUGAGUAUCCAUUCACAUUAGAGUUUGAGAUCAAAUCAAGGGGAGAUGUGGUGGGGAAGUUGGUGAGGACUAAGCACAAAAGAAAAGUGUCUUGCCCCCUAGUCAUCGACUCUAUCAGGACAAAACCCAUCAAGUUCAAGAGGGAUACAUGUACAUACGACUGAUGAUAUCCAUUCCAUGAGUUAAGAAUCCGGCUUCUAGCAGAACAACUUUCCAUUUGCGUGAAACCUGCGUGAUUGAAUUGCGGCGGUAUAGCCGUAUAGAUAUAGCUAUGAAGAGUUUAUAUAUAUGAUUCUCCUGUGGGGCUUUUGCAAAUAAAAAUAUAUAUGUGUUCUUCAUAGUUGUGAUGUGUUUAUGAACUUGAUAUGCUGUUAGUGUUUUCUAUGCAAUAGAUGAGAAGUAUAUUUUCCCCUGUUUUGAACACA